AGAGAGAGAGAGAGAGGAGAGGAGAGGAAAGGAGAGCAGCAGAUUUAAUAGAGAGAGAAGAACACAAGAGUAGUAGAUAGAACAGCCAUGGAGAAGAACGAGAAAGUUGUUAUAGACGAUAUUGAGCCAGCGAAGCUCAAUUACAGAGGAGUUAAAGCCAUGCCUUUCAUAAUAGGAAACGAGACAUUCGAGAAACUGGGAACCAUCGGAACCUCUUCUAAUCUUACAGUCUAUCUAACCACCGUCUUUAAUUUGAACAAAGUAUCAGCUGCAACCCUUGUAAAUAUCUUCAAUGGCAGUACCAAUUUAGCUCCUCUCGUCGGGGCUUUCCUCUCCGAUGCUUACUUUGGACGCUACAAGACCUUGGGUUUCGCUUGCGUCUCUUCCCUCACGGGAAUGUUUCUUAUAAUGCUGACGGCGGCAAUCUCCACACUACACCCUCCACACUGCGGAGCUGAGGCCUCCGGAGCCUGUGUCGGACCGACGCCAUGGCAACUCAUGUUCUUGAUCGUUGGAUUUGGGUUCUUAGUGGUCGGAGCCGGUGGUAUCCGGCCGUGCAACCUGGCUUUUGGGGCGGACCAGUUCAAUCCAGAGACGGAGUCGGGGAAGAAAGGAAUUAAUAGCUUCUUCAAUUGGUACUACUUCACCUUCACCUUUGCGAUGAUGAUAUCUUUGACGGCCAUAGUGUAUGUGCAGUCUAAGAACUGGCCAGUGGGCUUUGCCAUACCAACUUGCCUUAUGUUCUUAUCCGUUGCACUCUACUUCAUGGGUUCGAGAAUUUAUGUGAAGAUUAGACCUCAAGGGAGCCCUGUGACGGGCGUGAUUCGAGUUUUAGUUGCUGCAGGCAAGAAGCGAAGCUUGAAGAUACCACAAAAUCCUCAACUCUCUCUCUUCAAUCACAUUCUUCCUAAUUCCAUCAAUACCAGACUGCCUUUCACCGAUCAGUUCAGGUUCCUUGACAAGGCCGCAAUAAGAACCCCUGAAGACCGAGUCAACCCAGACGGUUCAGCUGCAGACCCAUGGAGGCUUUCCCCUAUACAGCAAGUGGAGGAGGUGAAAUGCCUAAUGAGAGUGAUUCCAGUAUGGGCUUCUGGCAUUAUCUACUACAUGCCUAUGGUCCAGCAGCAAACCUACGCAGUCUUCCAAGCCGUUCAAUCUGACAGAAGCCUGGGUGGUCAUCACUUCCAAGUCCCCGCAGGAUCCUACGUGGUCUUCAUGUUUCUCGCCCUCACCGUCUGGAUUCCAAUCUACGACCGUAUAUUAGUUCCUUCCCUACGCCGUAUCACAGGGAAAGAAGGUGGUAUUACGCAACUCCAAAGGAUGGGCGUAGGGAUUAUCUGCUCUAUACUGUCAAUGCUUGUGGCCGGUUUGGUGGAAGAGAGGAGAAGACAUUUAGCCCUCACCAGCCCAUUACCAGCGUCGGCGGCAGCACGAGGCGGUGCCGUUUCGUCGAUGUCGGCCUUCUGGUUGGUACCUCAACUGGUACUAGCAGGGCUGGCUGAGGCAUUCAACUCAAUUGGCCAGAUUGAGUUCUACUAUAAACAGUUCCCGGAGAAUAUGAGGAGCAUUGCUGGGUCCUUCUUCUUCUGUAGCUUGGCAUGUUCUAGUUAUCUCUCCACUUUCUUGAUAUCGGUGGUUCAUCGCACUACAGCAAAAGCUUCAACUGGGAAUUGGUUGCCGGAGGAUCUCAAUAAGGGUAGAUUGGAUUACUUUUAUUUCAUGAUUGCUAUUAUGGGUACCUUGAAUUUUGGUUACUUUCUACUUUGCUCUACAUGGUACAGAUACAAGGGUACUUAUGGAAGUGAAAUCACCAACUUUGAUCUUGAGAUGAUCAAUGGAACUAAAGAAUCAACAGAAAAGCAUGUUGUGUGAUGUAUGGAAUCACAUCUCACAAUAGAUGUUUAUGAUUUGAUACAGACAGGCCCACAAAGCCAUAUGGUACAAAUUGCAAACAUAUGGUGUUCAACGAUUGGAAGACCUCAUAUUCUUUGUUUUCCUUUCCUUGAUAGAAAGAAAAUGAUGUUUGGGGGAGAGAUUAUUGACUACCAAAGCAUAUUUGUGUUUGUUUCAAGGGUUGGGAAGUCAUAAAGGAAAAGCUAGAAAGAGGUUGAGAGGGAAUAUUAUAAGCCAUAAGUAAUGCUUAGUAGUUCAUCUGUCAUCCAUAAAUGAGAAGGGAAAUAGAAGUUAAUACCAUAAGUAAUGUAUGCUUAGUGGUUCAUCUGUAAUCCAUAAAUGAGAAGGGAAAUAGAAGUUUAUAUUUUUUUUCUGCUAA
This is a messenger RNA of Macadamia integrifolia, 2272 nucleotides long. RefSeq names its product protein NRT1/ PTR FAMILY 2.10-like. Gene Ontology annotation, molecular function: transmembrane transporter activity. Gene Ontology annotation, cellular component: plasma membrane. The transcript has 4 exons. The record is from RefSeq and is a predicted model, not a curated record. Gene Ontology annotation, biological process: transmembrane transport. NCBI's taxonomy places the organism in Eukaryota, Viridiplantae, Streptophyta, Magnoliopsida, Proteales, Proteaceae. Bases 88 to 1872 code for a protein of 594 amino acids.